CAGAUUUGAGAAAUAAAGAAAAAGAACUUUAUAGACAAGUUAAAGAACUUAAAGACUCGAGCAAAGGUUCAAAUCAAGUCAGAUCAAUACGACUCAACUAUCAGACACAUAAACAAGCUAUUUAUACAAGUCGGUUUUUAAAUUAUCAAAAUCUCCCGAAACCAAUAAAUGCAG
Cetraspora pellucida is the source of this 174-nucleotide messenger RNA. The record is from the annotation of a GenBank genome assembly. Lineage: Eukaryota; Fungi; Glomeromycota; Glomeromycetes; Diversisporales; Gigasporaceae.